AAAGUUACCUCUAAAUCUUCCCAUAGAAUGAAGACCAGCAAGAAGUGAUCCUUGUUAGGACAGACAGAUCUGGAAGCGUAUGGCCUGUAAACACACCGGGAAAACCUCUGGAAUACAAAGGAGGAAGAAGGAAUACACAGAUGCUUCAACCCGUGAGCAAAAAGAAAGGGUCAGAUACUUUCAUGAUGAUGAUCAUCUCAGCCUAAAUGAUUUAGUCAAGAAUGAAAAGAUGGGAACAGCAGAAAAUCAAAAUAACUUUUUAUGAGAAUGGCAUCUAAGUUUAUGGGAAAAACAGAUGGAGACUAUUGUACUCUGGAUGACAUGUUUGUCUCCAAAGCAGCUGAGAGGGAACGUGUUGGUGAAGAGGAAGAGAAUCAGAGGAAAAAAGCUAUUGCUGAACACCAGAGUCUUGUUGCGCAAAUGGAAAAAUGUCUGUACUGUUUUGACAGCUCUCAAUUUCCCAAACACCUUAUUGUUGCAAUAGGUGUUAAGGUAUAUUUAUGUUUACCUAACUUCCGAUCUCUUACUGAAGGGCACUGCCUGAUAGUUCCUUUGCAGCACCAUAGAGCAGCUACCUUAUUGGAUGAAGACAUCUGGGAGGAAAUUCAGAUGUUCAGAAAAGCAUUGGUAAAGAUGUUUGAAGAUAAAGGAUUGGACUGCAUCUUUUUAGAAACCAAUAUGAGCAUGAAGAAACAGUAUCAUAUGGUUUAUGAAUGCAUUCCUCUCCCAAAGGAAGUGGGUGAUAUGGCUCCCAUCUAUUUUAAGAAAGCCAUAAUGGAAUCUGAUGAAGAAUGGUCUAUGAACAAGAAAUUGAUUGAUCUCUCUUCAAAAGAUAUCAGAAAGUCUGUACCAAGAGGCUUACCUUACUUCUCUGUGGAUUUUGGCGUCCAAGGUGGGUUUGCCCAUGUUAUUGAAGAUCAACACAAAUUCCCUCAUUACUUUGGAAAGGAAAUCCUUGGUGGGAUGCUGGAUUUGGAACCCAGACUUUGGAGGAAAGGGAUCCGAGAAAACUUUGAGGAUCAGAGGAAGAAAGCACUGCAGUUUGCUCAGUGGUGGAAACCAUUCGACUUCACCAAAAAUAUCCCUAUUCUGGACUUUCAAGUGAAUUUCCAUUUAUAUGGUAUGUAGUCUUUUAUGACUGGCUUCUUUCACUUACCAUAUGUUUUCAGGGUCCACCCAUGUUGAGGCAAGUUUUAGGAUUUCAUUCCUUCUUAUUCCGUCAUUAGCAUAAAUUACAUUAACUCAUCUCUAGAUGGACAUUUAGGUUGUUUUCACGUUUUGGCUAUUAUGGAGCAUGCUGUUAUACAGAUUCAUCUACAAGUUUUCUGUUUGGAUAUAUGUUUUCAUUUCUCUUGGCCAAAAUUGAUGGGUCAUAUGGUAAGUCUAUUUAAUCAUUGGAAGAACUUUUAGAUUGUUUUUCAAAGUAGCUGCCCAAUUUUACAUUCCCACCAGCAGUGUGUAUGAGGGUCCUGAGUUCUCCACAUCCUUACCAACACUUUUUACUGCUGACUUUUUUAUUCUAGCUAUCCUAAUGCUAGACAUGAUGAAGGGUGAAGUGGUAUCUCACUGUGGUUUUAUUUUUUAUUUCCCUGAUGAAUUAUUGAUUUUCUGACGAUGACUGAUUUUUCUCUGUUGUUUUUCUACUCUCGAUACCAUUUGUUUCCACUUUAAUCUUUACUACUUACUCCAUUAUGCUCACUUCAGGUUUAUUUUGAUCUUCUUUUCCCAGUCCUUGCCCCCUUUUUUACUGAGAAAAUAGAAGCAAGUAGAAGGAAAUUUCUACCACAUCUAUCAAUAUCCUACUUCCGUACCCAUGUACUCUACUCUUUAUCUUCCUAACUGUAGAUAAAUUAUUUUGUUCUUAUCUAGGGGUCAUUCACUCAUUUGUUUCAGAUUUCAUCCCUUCUCACGUACUCAUCUGCCCCUACUCUCUUUGUACUGUUUGGAUUUUCCCUGACUGUAAGUUUAUUCCUGUGAGCAUGUGAAACAUUUUAUAUCCUAUCAACAGCAAACACUCUCAUCACAACAUCCCUCUCUACCAUUUUUCUUCCCCAGCAGAACUCAUUUUUUAAAAGUCUAUUUCCUCUCCUUCCAUUCUCCUGUUCUUUGUAUGGUUAGAUUUUAUCUGCACCAUUCCACUUAAAUUGUUGAUGUCAGUGUCCUCAGUGGACGUUCUACAUCAGCUAACUGAGUAAUUAUCAGUGCAUUUCUUACUCUGUCUAUAGCAUCAUUAACCUAACUUGAAACACUUUCUUUACCUGCUUCUAAAACACUCUCUCAUUUAUGUCCCUCCCUUGCUGGCUACAUCCUCUCAGUCUCUUGCUGAUUCCUCUUCCUCUUUUCAGCAUCUAAAAGUUGAAAUUCCCCUCCUCAAACAUUAUCUUUUCUCUAUUACACUCACUCUCUCCCAAGGUAAUUUCAUCACUAAAAUGGUCUUAAAUACCAUUUUUAAGUUGGUUCAUUUAUUCAACAAAUCAACAAAUAUUUGACUGUCUUCUACUCCACUCACUGUUCUGCAUGCAUGAUGACACAUUAGUGAAUAAGGCAAAAACCCCUGUCCUUGAGGAGCUUACAUUGUAUCUGGGAAGAUAGAUAAUAAACAUUAGACAUAAUAAACAAAUUACCUAAAAAAUAUCAGAGGUGAUCAGUACUAUGGAAAAAGGAAAACUAGAACAGGAUAAGAAGGAUGUCUCCCAAAUUUAUAUGUUCACUCUGGACCUCUUUACUGAACUCCAGAACCAUACAUCCAAAUACCAACUUGACAUCUGUACUGUAUCUGUGUCUAUAAUAAGGAUAUCUAAACUCAAUUGAAAGCCAGGAGACUUUGCUGAUUUUCUUCCUGAUAUUUAUAACAGCCAUUUAAUUACACCUUAUGGUUAUAUAGGUAAGGAGUUUGAUCAGGGUUCAGCUGGGUGAUUUGUCUCUGCUUCACGAUUUCUGGGGCCUCAGCUAGAGUGACUCAAACUUCUGGAGAUACCUGUGGCCAUAUGUGUAGAGCCUCCAUUCUUCAUAUAGUGCAUGCGGGAGCCUGAAUAGACCAAAUUAGCUGCUUCACUCACAAGCCUAGUGCCUGGACUGGAUGACUGGGAUAGGGACAGGGUGAUAACAAUAGUUUCUUGUACGGAAAUUUCAGGGUAGUUGGACUUGCUCUAUGACAUCUGGCCUCCUCCAGAGCAGCCAUUCUAAAAGACAGUUCCACGAAAUAGGAGGUGGAAGGUGCCACUCUCUUAGGGCCAGGGCCCGGAAAUUAGCAUAGCUUCAUUUUUAGUUUUCUCUUUGUCAAAAUUGUCACAGAGCUUCCCUACUUUCAAGAAGAGGGGAGAAACUACUGAUAAGUAAUUUCUGUUUGCUAAUUGACUUAAAGCCAAGGUAGUGUGUCUAUUAAAAGAAGAAAAAGAGGGGUCACAACCCUUCAUCUAUGAGAGUAGUGUCAAAUAAUUUGUGGCCAUCUUGAAUCCACCAAAGUCCACAUUCUGGCUACAAAUUUACAUUCCACCCCCAUGGAAAAUACAUUCAUAUCCUCCCAAGAAAGUCUUAUUCAAGCAGGGCAUUAAGCUUAGGCUUGAGAUUCAGGAUCCCAUCUACUGAGAUGCAGCUACUCAGGUGCUUUAAAUCUGAAGAUUUUUGAACUUAAGUUGUUUGUACCCCUUACAUUCAUGCAUACAUAUACAUACACAACACACCCCACACAUAAAAUAGUAAGAAAAGAAUACAAUAACUGCAGCAGGUGCAUUCAUUGAAAAAGGCAGACAACUUGAUGCACAUUGUAGUCAUUCUUUACUGGUAAUUCUAAAAUUAAGUUGUGCACAUGUUGCCCAUUGCUUGAUAAGGGCUGCAGGCCUGCUUCUAGAGAAUGACUCUGGGGGGCUUCUUGCUCUGCCCUGUGUACUCUUGGUUCAGCACAGAGUGAGCCUUUCUUUUUAUAAGAAAUAGCUCAAGACUUAAUGCUUUCAGUCCAGACAAAGUAACCACAUUGUCUUCCUGUUUAAAACAACCAAAAAAUAGACAAUAUAUAUGAAAUGAUGGUUCCAAAUGAUGGGCUGUAAUGCAAGAAAAUUUAAUGAUCCCUAAGAGAUGGGAAACAAAUUAAGAUAAGCCCUGCAAUUCCUUAUCUUUCUGCCUUGAGAGUUCCCAUCUUGUGGUACAAGGUGGGGAAUCCAAGGAAAGCUUAGUUGCACUUACCAAAUUGAGGGAAUAGACUGUGAGUCUGGGGAGACCAGGAUGGCAGGUCACUAGAGAGGACAUUGCUGGGCAGAAAGGUAGCUCUAGAGAUGCUCAGGGUCAAGUUUCUGUGCACUGAUUAGCAUGAGAGGAGACUACCCAAGGCCAGGCAAAGAUUGACCUACCUGAGAGGAUUAGAGGUAAACUUUCCCACUAGCUAGAAUAGAAAAUUUCAAGAUUGACCGAAAUUGGGUAGAGUACACAGAACAGUAGUGUGUAUUGCAGCAUAAUUGUCUCAAGACUUAGCACUAUUCCAGUCUAGACAAACGAAACUUAAAAGUAAGAGGCAAAAGAAUUGAACUGUUUCCAUGUAACUUAACUACAUCCCAGGAUAAAACUUCAGAAUAUUUAUAGGAAUAAAAAUAUAUUCAGUGGUCUGUCAGGGUCCAGGGGUUGCAUUUGAGGUUUUGGGGCAACGCAAAGAGCAAAGAAGGGUGCUCAAGGAGGCCACUUUAUUCUGCACAAAGCUGUGCUUCUUAUACUGCUAUACUGCUAAUUCAUGGUUACAUAAGCGUUUUAAGAUGUGCAUGCCUGUGGCCUUCAUGACCAGGCAUCUGGCCUUCAAGGCCCUUAUCUAGCUCCUUUCCCAUGGGUACAACAGGUUUCUCAAGGCCAGACAUAUCUGGCCUUGAAGCAGAUAUGGGGUGAAGCAGUGGCAGCUGUCCUCAUAGAACAGUGGGGAGGGGGAAUCUUCCCUACAUCCCACUCCUUUCUAUAGGACAGCAGCCGCCUGCUUCUUUCUUGCACACAAAGCAGAGCCCUGUGCCCAGAGCCCACAGAAACAAUCUAAAGAACAGCAACAGACAAGGAGACUGCUUGUGUUCCCAUGAUUCCUUCAGUAGCCAGUAAGGCAGCAUACACUGUUGCCAGCUGUUUCUCCAACAGCAAAUAGUGAUUCUCAGCGCCCUUCCACAACUGAGACCAAAAUCCUGUUGGGACUUGGCGGACCUCUUGAUUCUGCCAUAAUCCCCACCUGCACCCAUCUGUGCUGGCAGACACUGUCAGCAGGAACGGUGUGGAGGGGUCAGUGACUUGCAGCGCCUGGGCCUGAGCCACUGCUCUUUUUGUCUCUGCAAAAGCCUUUUCUACCUCUGGCGUCCAGUCCCAUGCUUCCCCUCACUUUAUAAGGCGAUGCAGUGGCUUCACCAGCACGGCUAAGUGAGGGAUAAACGUUCUCUAAUACCCCAACAAGCUCACAUAUGUUUGUAGCUGCUUAACAGUUUCUGGGUGGGGGUACUGUUGUAUUUUAUCAAUCACUGCUUCAGGUAACACUUUGUCUUACCCGACUAGACAACACCCAAGAACAUGACAGAGUAACCAGGUCUCUGCACCUGGUCUUUGUUGGCCUAUCCCCACCCCCGGAGGGCCUGGUGCAAAUUGUGAGCCACAGCUUCUAGAUCUUGGAGAGAAUCAGAAGUCAACAUUAUAUCAUCUAUAUAAUGGAACACUUGAACCGAGGGUGGAUGGAACCAGGUGGCCAGGUUACUAGCCACCAAGCCAUGACACAAAGUAGGACUGUGCAGGUAUCCUUGUGGGAGGACAGUGAAUGUCCACUGCCUGCUCUCCCACGUGAAGGCAAACUAACUGUUCCUGGCUUUCUGGUGCAAUGUCAAUGGAAAAGAAGGCAUUAGCCAGAUCCAACACAAAGUAUAAGUUCCCAAAGUCACAGUCAGUUCAUCCAUCAGGUCAGUAAUGUUUGGUACUGCAGCGUGCAGCAGGGGAGUCACUUUAUUUAGUUCCCGAUAGUCCACUGUCAUUCUCAAAGUGCCGUCAGGCCACAUGGGUGAAUAAAAGGUCUGUGUGCUGGGCGGAUGAUGUUUACUUCCUCUAACUGCAAAAUGGUUUGGCUGAUUUCCUCCUGUCCACCAGGCAGCCGGUAUUGUUUAACGUUCACUGGUUCACUGGGCGGGUGGCUUGUGGCAACACUAAAGGUGUGUGGUGUGGAUGACCUUGCCGCACUGUUUUCACAACACACACACACACAAGUGAAACUCUCCCAGAGUCAUUUUAUUUGCAUUGUUAGACAGUGUAGCACAUCCACCCCUAGAAUGUAUUCCACUAUCAGAGGUACAUAAACCGCAUACUGAUGUGGGGGAAGGUGCCCAAUUCUCAGAGUCACAGUCACUUGCCGCACCUGCACUCGCCAUAUGACUGCAAAGGGGCCCCGGAAUCUAUCCGGGUUGCCAUGAAGGAGGGUGGAGUUAGCACCCAUAUCCACCCAUGCCAACACUCCCUAUACAUUCUGUGGGGACCAGUGAAUGGCAAGUUCAACAAAUGGCCUCUGGUCCUGCGGUGUCCCAGUAUACCAGGUACCUCGGCCCCACCCCUAGCCAGGGAGGAAGUCAGUGCUUGGGGCGCGGGUUCAUGGUCCGCCACAGCGCUCUCCUGCACCUGCUUUGGGGGCAGUGGGCGAUAGCGUUGGUCUGGACGCUACUGCUCCGAUAGUCCCAUCAAGACCUCUAAAGGCUGUCCAUCAAGCUUUUCACGAGCCAAUCCAGCAGCCAAAAUGUAAGUCCGUACCUGUCUGCGGCUCACUUUCAGCGGUCCUACCGCAGCCACCCCUGGCGCCGUUUUCGCCGUGGCUCUUUUAUUUAUUUUCUCCUUGUGCUACUUUAUUUACUGCAGUAGUUAUCACUUUGGUUUCUUCAGGUCGCUCUACUCAUACGUCUCCCAAGUGAGCUAAAGCUGACACACAUUGUGUUCUCAGCGCCCUCAUCUCAGUCAGAACAGCCAGGCAGGCACAGGUUCCCCCAAAUGUUGCGUACCCUGCCUGGCCAAAUUCUGCAAUUCCAUGGCUGUGUACUUCGUUUUCUGGGUAGCUGUCUGGGGGUCACCCGGCUGCCCUCUUGUGGCUACAGGUUCCUGCAUCCCCCCAGGUGGCCGCACAGUGGAGCAGCAUGCAAACCAAUGAUGCUGCGCUGCACUCUGGGCCUCCUGCCCCCGACGAGUAUAGGGCAGUUGAUCUAUAACAUACAUUUGGGAGCUACCAGUCGUUGCUCAAAGUCCUCCUCCUUCCGGUGGAGACUCUGCACUCGCUACUGCAACUCCACAGUUUUGCGAGCAGCAUGGCGGAUGACCGUGAGGAACAUUCAUGCCCCUUGCCCAGCCGAUUCCCUGUGGGUCUGAGGGACUAGGGACUCUAGCAUUUCCAAUGCCAUCUGUAUAACCUUUGAAGUCAGCUGUAUAGACUCCCAAUUCUCCAGUGCCGGCUAAGCGGUCAAGAGCGUUGCCACCAGGUACCAAAAUAGAGGCCCGGGGUCACAUUUCCUCCACCCACCCCUCCGUGUCCAGGGGAGUCGAACGACUGUUGCUCUCCCAACCAUGUACCUCAUCUUGCUCACAGUGCCAAGUGUCGGGGUCUGGGGGUUGCCUCUGAGGUUUUGGGGCAAUGUGAAGAGCAGAGAAGGCAGCAGGUGUCAUCAUGGAUGGUGCUCAAACAGGCCACUUUAUUCUGCACACAGCUGUACUUCUUAUACUGCUAUACUGCUACUUCAUGGUUACAUAAGUGUUCUAAGGUGCGCAUGUGUGUGGUCUUCAUGGCCAGGCAUCUGGCCUUCAAGGCCCUUAUUUAGCUCCUUUCCCACGGGUACAAGAGGUUUCUUAAGGACAGACAGACAUCUGUGGUGAAGCCAAGGGCAGCUAUCAUAGAACAGUAGGGGAAGUUGGGGGGGGGGGGUCCUUUCCUACAUAGUCACAACAUAAAUUUCAAAGUGUCUGUCGUCCAGUCAGAAACUACCAGGCAUGCAAAGUUAGGCACUGAAAAGGCUUACAUGGGUAAACAAAAGAUUUUUUUUCUCCUCUCCAAAUCUCUUUAUUGUUUAAGCAAAAAAAAGUAGUGUGAGGUUUAUAACAUAUGUAAAAGCAAAAUAAAUGACAAUAAUAGUGCAAAAUUGGGAAGGGGCAAAAUAGAAGUAUACUAUUAUAAGGUUGUUACCCUAUACCAGAAGUGUUUAAUAUAACUUGAACAUAGACUGUGAUGAAAAUGUAUAAUUCUGAACUCUAAAGUAGACCCUAAGAUGAAAAGCAAGCAAAUGAAGUUUUAUAGCAGUCAACCAACAAAGAAGAUAAAAUGGAAGAAACAUAGAAAAAGAAAAGAGAAACAAGGUACAGAUGGGACAAACAGAAAACAAAUAGGUGAUAGAUUUAAACCUAAUAAACAUCAUAUGAAUAAUAUUUUUUUUAUUGCAGAGCAAAUUACCACAAACUCAGCAGCUUAAACCUACACACAUUUAUUAUCUAACAGCCUCUGUGGGUCAGGAAUACAGGCAUAGCUUGACUGGGUCCUCUGCCUAAGGUCUCACCAGGCUGCAAUCAAGGUGUCAGCCAGGACAGAGUUCUCAUCUCGGGGCUGAACUGGGAAAAGAUCCAUUUCUGCACUUAACAUGGUUCUUUGUAGAUCUCAGUUCUUCGCAAGUAGGACUUAAAGCAUUGGUUUUUUGCUGGUCUUUGGCCGCAGGCAACCUUCAGGUACCAGCAGUUCCUUACCACAUGGGCUCCCCAACGUAGCUGCUUAAUCCCUCACAGCCAGCAAAGGAGAAGGAAAUUCCAGCAAGAUUGCCUGUGAAGUCUUACAUGACGCAGUCACAUAAUCACCUACUCUGUUGCCAUAUACUGUUGGUUAGAAGUAUGUCACAGGUCAUGUCCACACUCAAGGCCAUGGGAGCACAGAGGAAGUGCCCAGGAUCAGAAGAGGGUGGAGGCCACCCAGAGUUGGUCCACCAAAAAAUGGCACACCACAUUUAAUAACGUUGAAACAUUAUUCUUUCAUUUCUCCCAUCUUGUCCUUUGUUAUCCUACUUUUUACUUCUUAUCUGUUAUAAUUCACAGAUACCUUGUAAUUAUUUUUGCUUUAAACACCUAAUUUUAUUUAAAGAGAUUUUUUUAAAUGAGGAUAUUUAUUCAAAUAUUUGCUCUUUUCAGUACUCUGCAUUCCUUUGAGUUGAUCAAAAUUUACAUUUGGUGUCACCUGAGUAAAUGGACAUAAAACAAGUUUGAUUUUUUUUCAGCCUUGCCUAUUCUGUUUCCUGCUGUUUCUAGUUUAUUUACUGAUUCUGUAGCAAUGCUGUAUGCUCAUUUUUAUUUUGUUUGCUCAUUUUUUGUAGCUCAGUGAUCUCCAUGUUCUUUUAUUUUAAAUCAUUGUUUUUGAGCUUUUUUUUAUAUUCAGAUUUUUAUCAAGUUCUUCAAGAAGCAACAUAUAGAAAUUUCUUUUGCAGAGUUUUCUUUUAAUCAUGCUCUUUGUAGUUUGCAUGCAUUAUUCAGCUCAUUUGUACAUUUAUUCUUUUACUAAUAUUUUGCCACCGUGUGUAUGCAGAGCAGCCAGGAUGUUUCUUUUUGUCUUGCUCAUGCUUGGAGGUCUUUGCUAGACUUCUCUCUGUAGUUUGAGGCCUAGGUAAAUCAUAUUCUUGUAGCUUAGGAAAUUGUGGGGAACCAUGGUGAGUGGAGGGUGGUUGAGAUUGUUUGUUUUGUUAGAAUUGUUGAACUCUGUCACCUUUCUCUGAGAUAUUAAAUAUUCUGUGUCAGAGUUCUUAUUAUCUAGUUAGGAAUCUUUCCCAUUCCCAUUGGGGAAGAUCUGUGGGAUUUAAGUUACUUCUGUGAGAAACACACUCACUGAUCCAAACUCAGUAAGUGGACAUGCAGGCAAAGAGAACAGCGAAGCGAGGCUUAAAUGACAGUCUUGCAACAUCAGGUGUCUGGUGAGGAGGCACACCUGAGGCCAUUGGUGCAAGUAAUUUAUUCCCUAGCACUUGAGUCCCUCCCCUGGUUCCUCACUGGCUGAGUACUAUAGACAUUCUUUCCCGGAUGUCGCCUAAGCCAAUUAUAUCCAAAUUGGGCCUUCUCUUACAUUUGUCUCAAUUUUGUUGGUAGGUUUAAAAAACUCAAACAGGUAUAACCAGGCCCUUACCAAUCACCCACCCACUCCAAACCCCACUCUCAGCUUGAGCAGCUUCCUGGCAUAUUUUCCACCAGAUGCCCCUUUAAUACCUUACUGUUAAAAUGUUUAAACCUCCUGGUGGGAAUAAAUCACAUUUAGGUUUUAUGCUUUUUCUAACACUUCCCAAUUCCAUUUGUAGCACUGGAGCAUUCACUUCAAAAGUCUGCUCCACUGUUCACUUUGUCCUAGGUUAGCCCAUUAACCUUCAGCCAUUUCCACUGUUUUCUUAAUAAGAAAAAGCAGGCAAAUAAGAGGAAAAUGACAUGACUGUUUCUUUUCAGACUUGGGGAUAUUAGUGACAAUUAUGAAAAUUUAAUAAACUCAUCAAAACCUUAGUUUUAAGUUUUUUUUUGGUAUGUUCCUUAUUUUUUAUUAAGGUAUCAUUGAUAUAAAUCUUACAAAAGCUUCUAGUUUUUAAAUUUAAUUCAUGUAUUCUCAUUCUUUUAUUGAUAUUUUUCUGAUUAACUACAUUUCAUAGAUUCUGAUAGAAAGUAUUUUUGUUAUAAUUCUUACAAAUUUUUACUUUUAGUUUACAUUUCUCAUUUUAUCUAAGGAUUAUUUGAAAUAAUGUUUAUUAGUUUCAAUUGAAGAUAAUUGUUGCAUUUUGAGUUUGUUAAUAAUUUCUGAUAUUACUUGGUUGUGUUAAAGAAUUCUUUCUGGUAAUAUUUCUACUUUAUGGAACUUUGUGACCUUGUAUCUGAUCAAUUUUUGUAAAUGGCCUAUGCAUUUAAGGUGUACAGUCUAUUAUCAGGAUGUAAAAUUUGAUUUAUAGUCAUAAGGUCUAAUUGAUUAUGUUGUUUAGGUUUUUUAUAUGCAUACUCACUUUUUGUCUAAUUCUGUCUUUCACUUUGUUUUGCUUGUUAAUUUUCCUAUUAUAGUGCAUUUCUAUCUUUGCCUGUAUAUCCUGUAGUUUUUUGCUUUACAAUAUGAUGGUGCAGUGUUAUUUGGUACAUACAUAUCCAUAUGUGUUAUGUCUUUAUUGUAAAAUUCUGGUUUUUGCAUUAAAAAGGGUCUUUGCCACA
Manis javanica (Malayan pangolin) is the source of this 11175-nucleotide messenger RNA. NCBI's taxonomy places the organism in Eukaryota, Metazoa, Chordata, Mammalia, Pholidota, Manidae. The record is from RefSeq and is a predicted model, not a curated record.